Penaeus monodon (black tiger shrimp) is the source of this 812-nucleotide messenger RNA. Its product is annotated as transcription initiation factor TFIID subunit 1-like. The transcript is spliced from 5 exons. Gene Ontology annotation, cellular component: transcription factor TFIID complex. Gene Ontology annotation, biological process: RNA polymerase II preinitiation complex assembly; transcription by RNA polymerase II. NCBI's taxonomy places the organism in Eukaryota, Metazoa, Arthropoda, Malacostraca, Decapoda, Penaeidae. Gene Ontology annotation, molecular function: RNA polymerase II general transcription initiation factor activity; TBP-class protein binding; histone acetyltransferase activity. Bases 279 to 812 code for a protein of 177 amino acids. The record is from RefSeq and is a predicted model, not a curated record.
ACAGUUUUGACUCUUGAUCCAAUGAUGAGAACAUCAUUCUUGGAAUUCCUGAAGAUGUGGAUCCUUCGACCCUGGCCCAAGGUACUGAUGCUCCAGUCAAGGUCAAAAUCCCACAUCCCCACGUGAAGAAGUCAAAGAUCCUCCUUGGCAAGGCUGGAGUCAUCACCACCAUCGAGGAGGAAUCCCCUCCUCCACCCCCCAAGUCGCCUGACAAGGAUCCAUUCAAUAUAUCCAAUGAUGAGUACUACCAGCCUAAAUCAUCGGAACAGACCAUCAAAAUGUCCAUGGGUGGUGGGCUCCUCCAGCACUCUACACCUGUGGUUGAGUUGCAACCACCUUUCAUUCCAACUUAUAUGGGAGAAAAGAAGUUACGGCUGUUCCACCGGCCACCCUUAAAGAGGUACUCCCACGGGCCUCUAUCAACUCUUGGCCCUCAUGCCGUCCAUCCUCUAACAAAAGAGAUCAAGAAAAAGGCUAAGCAACGCGAGAAUGAGAGGCUAGCAUCUGGUGGUGGAGAUGUCUUCUUCAUGAGAACACCUGAAGAUCUCACAGGCAAGGAUGGUGACAUCAUCUUGUUAGAGUACUGUGAAGAGUACCCUCCUCUAUUGUCUCAGGUCGGUAUGGCAACGCGCAUCAAGAAUUAUUAUAAGAGAAAAGCUGGCAAUGACAAGGGUCACCAAAAUUCCGCUUUGGAGAAACAGCAUUUGCCCACACAUCCCCCUUUCCGGGUGCCAUCUCCAGGGAAAAAAGCAUCCAGACUUGAGAAUAAUAUGUUAGACCCAUGUAUGAGCAAAAAUUUAAGUACCUUGUAG